GCACCCACAGUUAGACCAGCUUGGUGAAACAGACCAUGCACCAAUUUCAUUCCAGAGGUAUCUGAAACCAGCAUACUUUCACUGCCUACACUUGUCCUAGGCUCUGUAAAAGACCCAGUGUUUGCCUGAUCAACACUGCCAACUUUCCACUCUUCAACACGCACAAUAGCACAGACCAAUACACCAUGGGAAAUGAAACCACAGACUACACCAACUGGCCACUCACAACAGAAUUUGACUACGAAGAUUCGACACCAUGCAUGGGAACUGAGGAAAAGCACUUUGCGGCAAAAUUUUUGCCACCUCUUUAUUCUUUAGUGGUGAUAUUUGGCCUGAUAGGCAACAUGCUUGUUGUCCUUAUCCUGGUCAAAUACAAGAGACUGAAAAGUAUGACUGACAUCUACCUGCUCAACUUGGCAAUUUCUGAUCUGCUGUUCGUAUUUUCUCUCCCCUUUUGGGCUUAUUACGCAGUUCACGACUGGAUUUUUGGGGAGGCGCUCUGUCGAAUUCUGUCAGGUGUCUACCUCCUUGGCUUCUACAGUGGCAUCUUCUUCAUAAUCCUGCUGACCCUGGACAGGUACCUGGCCAUAGUGCACGCGGUGUUUGCUUUGAAAGCCCGGACAGUUACCUACGGCAUCCUCACUAGUGUCAUCACUUGGGCUGUUGCUGUUCUUAUUUCUGUCCCUGGGGUAGUAUUUCACAAAACUCAGAAGGAAAGUUCAGGCUAUACUUGCAGUGCUCAUUAUCCAAGUGAUUCCAUAAUAAAUUGGAAGUACUCUUUUAUUCUAAAGAUGAACAUUCUGGGACUUAUUGUUCCAAUGCUCAUUAUGAUUUUCAGUUACUCACAAAUUCUAAAAACAUUAUUGAGAUCCAAGAAUGAGAAAAAACAGAAGGCAGUCAGACUUAUUUUUGUAAUCGUGAUUUUUUACUUCAUCUUCUGGACACCAUUCCAUAUUUCUUCUUUUUUGCAUACAUUUCAAAAUUCACUUUUCAUCCCAAAUUGUGAACUUAAAAGUCAGCUGGAGAAAGCAAUCCAAGUGACAGAAACAACCUCAAUGAUCCACUGUUGCAUUAAUCCUGUGAUCUAUGUAUUUGUUGGAGAAAAAUUUAGGGCAUAUCUUUAUAUCUUUUUCCGAAAGCAAGUCGCACCUCACCUUUGCAAAAAAUGUCCAAGUCUGUAUCGUGAAAAGUUGGAAAGAGUCAGUUCGACAUUCACACAAUCCACUGCGGAGCACGACAUCUCUACUGGACUGUAA
Molecule: messenger RNA, 1256 nt
Organism: Camarhynchus parvulus
Lineage: Eukaryota; Metazoa; Chordata; Aves; Passeriformes; Thraupidae
Product: C-C chemokine receptor type 5-like
Exons: 3
Coding region: 186-1256 (356 amino acids)
Biological process (GO): inflammatory response; positive regulation of monocyte chemotaxis; G protein-coupled receptor signaling pathway
Cellular component (GO): membrane; cytoplasm
Molecular function (GO): C-C chemokine receptor activity
Source: RefSeq, a predicted model, not a curated record